Messenger RNA from Colletotrichum siamense, 1275 nucleotides. Its product is annotated as Transcriptional activator ARO80. Gene Ontology annotation, cellular component: nucleus. The record is from RefSeq and is a predicted model, not a curated record. Gene Ontology annotation, molecular function: DNA-binding transcription factor activity, RNA polymerase II-specific. The transcript has 2 exons. Bases 1 to 1275 code for a protein of 424 amino acids. Lineage: Eukaryota; Fungi; Ascomycota; Sordariomycetes; Glomerellales; Glomerellaceae. Gene Ontology annotation, biological process: positive regulation of transcription by RNA polymerase II; aromatic amino acid catabolic process.
AUGAAGGAUGGCGGUUCGCAAGCUGCCUCAGAAGUGGUCAGUGAACCAGCUGUCAAUGGUGUCGCCAGCGGCACCUGGCCUGUACCAGACGCCAAUACAACGUCGCCAGCAGAUGGAGAGUCGGACAAUUCCCAGUCAAUGUUUGAAGUUCUUCGACCUGACGCAGUUGGACUUGACAAUGAUAACGAGCAAAGAGAAGGCGAUGUUACUGGAGACUUGAACGGAACAUUGAUGAGAACGCUUGUCUCCAAUGGGAACGAUGCGCUGAAGUUACUGUUUCAAGCUGCUCUUGAAAAUAGGAACGGGGACUCGCCGGCCGAACUUUCCACUAUUAAUACAGCCCCGCAGACAGUGAUCGAUCUAUCCACCCCGAAAAAAGCACCUUCUGUAGCAGCAAAGGCUAGCGAACUUCCCGUGCCAUCUCCCAAGACGCUCAGAAUGUGGAAUGCAUUCCGUUUUACGAAAAUGGGGUGGUUUUCAUCUGAAGAAGCGGUUACUUACAUGGACCUAUUCUUCAAACAUUUGGCGCCACUGUCACUAGUCUCGAGAAACUUCAACCCGAGCCAUGACGCGCACUUUAACCUAAUUACUCAGGAGCCACUUCUUUGCUGCGUGAUACUCUUGAUUUCUUCAAGAUACCAUGUGCUUCCAGGAACAGGUGGAAUUGCAAGAAGCACUUUGAUCCACCAAAGACUGUGGGAGCAUUGCCAACACCUCAUCCUGAGGAUAAUAUUCGGCCAGGAAAAACGAUCAAAGGCUAAGACUCGUACAAUAGGCUCCAUUGAGGCAUUGCUUCUGAUGGUAGAGUGGCACUCACGAGCUAUACACUUUCCACCAGGUGCCGAUGGAUGGGACUCGUCAUUGCUGCUGACUGAAGACGACCCGAGAGACACUGAACACAGUAACCGAGCGGAUAAAACGGACGAGAUCAAUGUGAAAUGGUUCCGAGAUAUUGUUGCUCCCGCUAAAACAUCAGACCGCAUGUCCUGGAUGCUUCUUGGUUGCGCGCAGUCCCUGUCUCUGGAGUUAGGGUUAUUCAACAUGAGCGAGCCGGAACACGCUACUACAACCCCCACAGAUUUUGGGCUACGCCCGGAGUCUCUCUGCCAACUGCUUUACAUUCUGGUAGAACAACACUCAAACCGACUCGGCUGCGCUUCGAUGAUACCGGCGGAAUAUACCCCCGUGCUCUCUCAACAACAUCGUCUUGGCCGACGAUUCCAGCAUUUUGUCGUCUUGGCUAGAUUUGACAAAUAUAUCGCGAACAGUGAAUGA